This is a messenger RNA of Linderina pennispora, 649 nucleotides long. RefSeq lists its product as uncharacterized. The record is from RefSeq and is a predicted model, not a curated record. Lineage: Eukaryota; Fungi; Kickxellomycota; Kickxellomycetes; Kickxellales; Kickxellaceae. The transcript has a single exon. Bases 87 to 542 code for a protein of 151 amino acids.
UUCUAACUAGCGGACAAGCUCCCCCUUUUUGGCUCAACCCUUGCGACUCCGCUUUCUCUCCUUUCCUCCACCAGCUACACGCCGAUAUGAACGAGAUUGCGCACCUCCUUUUGCCUUUCCCAGAAGGCUGCAUGCCACAUGCUGGUGCUGAUAUUGAGCGAAACUUCUACUAUUCCUGGGGCUGCAGCGAUCUUGCUGUAGCCUUCUGGAUCCAGCAUUGGAAAGGCAUUCAGCUGAUUAGAUGCUUGGCAGGCGUGACACCAGCAGUGGCCGCCAUGGUUCAUUCAGCCAUAGCCACAGCCCCAUGCAUCCGCUCCCCACCACGAGGCACCCGCCUUUUCCGCACAUCCUCCACUCGCCAAUGGGCCAGCUCACUUGCUCCCAAAUGGCGCCACGGCCAGCAUAGCUUGCGGAAUCUCACGCCCCCAUCCUAUGUCCAAGCGUAUGUAAUACUCCUAUGUGUCCCGCCUUGCAUGCAGCCAGGACGACUUCCUGCUGCCCAGCAGGCUCCCAGCAUCAUGUCGGCCGCCUACUUUUGUUGACACAAAGUAUGCCCGUCCCCCAAUCCUUCUCGAACCUCUUUCUGAUUGCCAAGUGCGAAUAAGAAAAACAACGAACCAGUCUGUUCCUUUCCGCAGAGCACUCCACC